Molecule: messenger RNA, 10070 nt
Organism: Carlito syrichta (Philippine tarsier)
Lineage: Eukaryota; Metazoa; Chordata; Mammalia; Primates; Tarsiidae
Gene: DCHS1
Product: dachsous cadherin-related 1
Exons: 21
Coding region: 1-9645 (3214 amino acids)
Biological process (GO): homophilic cell-cell adhesion
Cellular component (GO): plasma membrane
Molecular function (GO): calcium ion binding
Source: RefSeq, a predicted model, not a curated record
AUGCAGAAGGAGCCAGGCAGUGUGUCUUCCUGCCCUGGCAUGAAGAGCCCCAGGCCCCUCCUCCUGCUACCACUGCUGCUGCUGCUGGGGGCUGGAGUGCCAGGCGCCUGGGGUCAGGCCGGGAGCCUGGACCUGCAGAUUGAUGAGGAGCAGCCAGCGGGCACACUGAUAGGGGACAUCAGUGCGGGGCUUCCAGCAGGCACGGCAGCACCUCCCAUGUACUUCAUCUCUGCCCAGGAGGGCAGCGGCGUGGGCACAGACCUGGCCAUUGAUGAGCACAGUGGAGUUGUCCGUACAGCCCGUGUCUUGGACCGUGAGCGGCGGGACCGCUACCGUUUCACUGCAGUCACUCCUGAUGGUGCCACUGUGGAGGUUACAGUGCGAGUGACUGACAUCAAUGACCAUGCUCCAGCUUUCCCACAGGCUCGGGCUGCCCUGCAAGUACCUGAGCACACAGCCUUUGGAACCCGCUACCCACUGGAUCCUGCUCGUGAUGCAGAUGCCGGGCGCCUGGGAACCCAGGGAUAUGCAUUGUCUGGUGAUGGGGCUGGAGAGACCUUCCGGCUGGAGACACGCCCCGGUCCAGAUGGGGCUCCGGUGCCUGAACUGGUAGUUACUGGGGAGCUAGACCGAGAGAACCGCUCACACUACAUGCUGCAACUGGAGGCCUAUGAUGGUGGUUCUCCUCCCCGGAGAGCGCAGGCCCUGCUGGAUGUGACACUGCUGGACAUCAAUGACCAUGCCCCAGCUUUUAAUCAGAGCCGCUACCACGCUGUGGUGUCUGAGAGCCUGGCCCCCGGCAGUCCUGUCUUGCAGGUGUUUGCAUCUGAUGCUGAUGCUGGUGCCAAUGGGGCUGUGACUUAUGACAUCAACCGGAGGCAGAGUGAGGGUGACGGACCAUUCUCCAUUGAUGCACACACAGGACUGCUGCGGCUGGAGCGGCCACUGGACUUUGAACAACGGCGGGUCCAUGAGCUAGUGGUGCAAGCACGUGAUGGCGGGGCUCACCCUGAGCUGGGCUCAGCCUUUGUGACUGUGCAUGUGCGAGAUGCCAAUGACAAUCAGCCCUCCAUGACUGUCAUCUUCCUGAGUGCAGACGGCUCCCCCCGAGUGUCUGAGGCCGCCCCUCCUGGACAGCUCGUGGCUCGCAUCUCUGUAUCAGACCCAGAUGAUGGUGACUUUGCCCAUGUCAACGUGUCCCUGGAGGGUGGAGAGGGCCACUUUGCCCUAAGCACCCAAGACAGUGUCAUCUACCUGGUGUGCGUGGCACGGCAGCUGGAUCGGGAGGAGAAGGAUGCCUAUAACUUGCGGGUUACAGCCACAGACUCAGGCUCACCUCCACUACGGGCCGAGGCUGCCUUUGUGCUGCAUGUCACUGAUGUCAAUGACAAUGCACCUGCCUUUGACCACCAACUCUACCGACCUGAGCCCCUGCCUGAGGUAGCCCUGCCUGGCAGUUUCGUAGUGCGAGUGAUGGCCCGAGAUCCUGACCAAGGCACCAAUGGCCAGGUCACCUAUAGCCUAGCCCCUGGCACCCACACUCGCUGGUUCUCCAUUGACCCUACUUCAGGCAUCAUCACCACAGCUGCCUCACUGGACUAUGAGUUGGAACCUCAGCCACAGCUGAUUGUGGUGGCCACGGAUGGAGGUCUGCCCCCACUAACCUCCUCCGCCACAGUUAGCGUGGCCCUCCAAGAUGUGAAUGAUAAUGAGCCCCAGUUCCAGAGGACUUUCUACAAUGCCUCACUGCCUGAGGGUACCCAACCUGGGACCUGCUUCCUGCAGGUGACAGCCACAGAUGCGGAUAGUGGCCCAUUUGGACUUCUCUCCUAUUCCUUGGGUGCUGGACUUGGGGCCUCUGGGUCUCCCCCAUUUCGCAUCGAUGCCCACAGUGGUGAUGUGUGCACGACCCGGAUGCUGGAUCGCGACCAAGGGCCCUCAAGCUUCGACUUCACAGUAACAGCUGUGGAUGGGGGAGGCCUCCAGUCCAUGGUUUAUGUGAAGGUAUUUGUAUCAGACGAGAAUGACAACCCACCUCAGUUUUAUCCACGGGAGUAUGCUGCCAGUCUGAGUGCCCAGAGUCCACCAGGCACAGCUGUGCUGAGGGUGCGUGCCCAUGACCCCGACCAGGGGCCCCAUGGGCAACUCUCCUACCACAUCCUGUCUGGCAAUAGCCCCCCACUGUUUGCCUUGGAUGAGCACUCAGGGCUGUUGACGGUAGCCUGGCCCUUGGUCAGACGGGCCAAUUCUGUGGUGCAGUUGGAGAUUGGGGCUCAAGAUGGAGGUCGCCUGCAGGCAGAACCCAGUGCCCGAGUCAACAUCAGCAUUGUGCCUGGAACCCCCACACCACCCAUAUUUGAGCAAUUACAGUAUGUUUUUUCUGUGCCAGAAGAUGUGGCACCAGCCACCAGUGUGGGCAUAGUCCAGGCACACAACCCACCAGGUCGCUUGGCACCUGUGACCCUUGCCCUGUCAGGUGGGGAUCCCCAAGGACUCUUCUCCCUAGAUGCAGCCUCAGGGCUGUUACAGACGAUUCGCCCUCUGGACCGGGAGCUGCUGGGACCAGUGCUAGAACUGGAGGUGCGAGCAGGCAGUGGAGUGCCCCCGGCUUUCGCUGUAGCUCGGGUGCGUGUGCUGCUGGAAGAUGUGAAUGACAACGCCCCUGCCUUCCCUGCACCUGAAGACACAGUAUUGCUGCCACCAAACACUGCCCCAGGGACUCCCAUCUAUACACUGCGGGCUCUGGACCCCGACUCAGGUGUUAACAGUCGAGUCACCUUUGCUCUGCUUGCUGGGGGUGGUGGGGCCUUCACUGUGGACCCCAUCACAGGCCAUGUACGGCUUAUGGGACCUCUGGGGCCCCUAGGAGGGCCAGCACAUGAGCUGGAGCUGGAGGCCCAGGAUGGGGGAUCCCCACCACGCACCAGCCACUUUCGGCUGAGAGUGAUAGUACAGGAUGUGGGGACCCGUGGUCUAGCUCCACAAUUCAACAGCCCUACCUACCGUGUGGACCUGCCCUCGGGCACCACUCCAGGAACUCAGGUCCUGCAAGUGCAGGCCCAGGCACCAGAUGGGGGCCCUGUCACCUAUCACCUUGCAACAGAGGGUGCAAGUAGCCCCUUUGGCCUGGAGUCACAGAGCGGGUGGCUAUGGGUGCGGGCAGCUCUAGACCGUGAGGCCCAGGAGUUGUACACACUGAAGGUAAUGGCAGUGUCUGGGUUCAAAGCUGAGUUAGGGCAGCAGACAGGCACAGCCACUAUAAGAGUCAGCAUCCUCAACCAGAAUGACCACAGUCCCCGCUUGUCUGAGGAUCCCACCUUCCUGGCUGUGACCGAGAACCAGCCCCCAGGGACCACUGUGGGCCGGGUCUUUGCCACUGACCGAGACUCGGGACCCAACGGACGCCUGACCUACAGCCUGCGACAGCUUUCUGAAGACAACAAGGCCUUCCGCAUCCACCCCCAGACUGGAGAAAUGACCACACUCCAAACCUUGGACCGCGAGCAGCAGAGCAGCUACCAGCUCCUGGUGCAAGUGCAGGAUGGGGGAAACCCACCCCGCAGCACCACAGGCACCGUGCACAUUGCAGUGCUCGACCUCAAUGACAACAGCCCCACCUUUCUGCAGGCUUCAGGAGCUGCUGGCGGAGGCCUCCCUGUACAGGUACCAGACCGCGUGCCUCCAGGAACACUGGUGACGACCUUGCAGGCCAAGGAUCCAGAUGAGGGGGAGAAUGGGACCAUCCUGUAUACACUAACUGGUCCUGGCUCAGAGCUCUUCUCUCUGCAUCCUCACUCGGGGGAGCUGCUCACUGCAGCGCCCCUGAUCAGAGCAGAACGGCCUCACUAUGUGCUGACACUGAGCGCUCACGACCAAGGCAACCCACCUCGAAGUGCCAGCCUCCAGCUGUUGGUGCAGGUGCUUCCCUCUUCUCGCUCGGCUGAGCCGCCCCCGGAUCUCGCAGAGCUCGACCCAGCGGCACCAGUGCCCGUCGUGCUGACGGUGACGGCUGCCGAGGGGUUGCGGCCCGGGUCCCUGUUGGGCUCGGUAGCGCCGCCGGAGCCCACAGGUGUGGGCGCACUCACCUACACGCUGGUAGGCGGCGUUGACCCCGAGGGCACCUUCGCGCUGGACGCGGCCUCGGGGCGCUUGUACCUGGCGCGGCCCUUGGACUUCGAGGCGGGCCCGGCGUGCGCGCCCGCGCUGCGCCUGGACGCGCGUACCGGGGCGCUCAGCGCUCCGCACGGCCUAGAUCGGGAGACCACACCAGCGAUGUUGCUGCUCGUGGAGGCCACCGACCGGCCCGCCAAUGCCAGCCGCCGCCGCGCAGCGCGCGUUUCUGCGCGCGUCUUUGUCACAGAUGAGAAUGACAAUGAGCCUGUCUUCGCCUCACCCUCACGUGUGCGCCUCCCGGAGGACCAGCCGCCCGGGCCCGCGGCGCUGCACGUGGUAGCCCGGGACCCGGACCUGGGCGAGGCCGCUCGUGUGUCCUAUCGCCUGGCAGCUGGAGGAGAUGGCCACUUCCGGCUACACUCAAGUACUGGAGCGCUGUUCGUGGUGCGGCCCUUGGACCGCGAACAGCGAGCUGAGCACAUACUGACCGUGGUGGCCUCCGACCAUGGCUCCCCACCACGCUCGGCCACGCAAGUUCUGACUGUCAGUGUCGCUGACGUCAACGAUGAGGCACCUGCCUUCCAGCAGCAGGAGUACAGCGUCCUCUUGCGUGAGAACAGCCCGCCUGGCACAUCUCUGCUCACUCUUCAGGCAACCGACCCCGAUCUGGGGGCCAAUGGGCAAGUGACUUAUGGAGGCAUCUCUGGCGAAAGCUUCUCCCUGGACCCUCACACUGGAGUUCUCACGACUCUGCGGGCUCUGGAUAGGGAGGAGCAGGAAGAGAUCAAUCUGACAGUGUAUGCCCGGGAUGGAGGCUCGCCCCCGCAGUUAACUCAUGUCACAGUGCGUGUGGCUGUGGAGGAUGAGAAUGACCAUGCACCAACCUUUGGGAGUGCCCACCUCUCCCUGGAGGUCCCCGAGGGCCAGGACCCCCAGACCCUCACCAUACUUCGGGCCUCUGACCCAGAUGUGGGAGCCAACGGACAGCUACAAUACCGCAUCCUAGAUGGAGAUCCUUCAGGAGCCUUUGUCCUAGAUCUUGCCUCUGGGGAAUUUGGUACCAUGAGGCCACUAGACCGUGAGGUGGAGCCAGCAUUUCAGCUGAGGAUAGAGGCCCGGGAUGGAGGCCAGCCAGCUCUCAGUGCUACUCUCCUUGUGACAGUGACAGUGCUGGAUGCUAAUGACCAUGCUCCAGCCUUUCCUGUGCCUGCCUACUCUGUGGAGGUGCCUGAGGAUGUGCCUGCAGGGACCUUGCUGCUGCAGCUACAGGCUCAUGACCCUGAUGCUGGGGCCAAUGGCCGUGUGACCUACUACCUGGGUGCAGGUACUGCAGGAGCCUUUCUGCUGGAGCCCAGUUCUGGGGAGCUGCGCACAGCUGCAACCCUGGACAGAGAACAGUGUCCCAGCUACACCUUUUCUGUGAGUGCAGUGGAUGGUGCAGCUGCUGGACCCCUGAGCACCACAGUGCCUGUCACCAUCACAGUGCGUGAUGUCAACGAUCAUGCACCCACCUUCCCCACCAGUCCUCUACGCCUGCGCUUGCCCCGCCCAGGCCCCAGCCUCAGUACCCCAACCCUGGCUCUAGCCACACUGCGAGCUGAAGAUCGGGAUGCUGGUGCCAAUGCCUCUAUUCUGUACCGGCUGGCAGGCACACCACCCCCUGGCACCACUGUGGAUUCCUACACUGGAGAAAUUCGUGUGGCCCGCUCCCCUGUAGCUCUGGGCCCCCGGGAUCGUGUCCUCUUUGUUGUGGCUACCGACCUUGGCCGUCCAGCUCGCUCUGCCACUGGUGUGAUCAUUGUUGGACUGCAGGGGGAAUCUGAGCGUGGACCCCGCUUUCCCCGGGCAAGUAGUGAGGCUACACUCCGUGAGAAUGCACCCCCAGGGACUCCUAUUGUCUCCCCUAAGGCUGUCCACGCAGGGGGUUCAAAUGGACCCAUCACCUACAGCAUUCUCAGUGGGAAUGAAAAAGGGACGUUCUCCAUCCAACCUAGUACAGGAGCCAUCACGGUUCGCUCUGCAGAGGGGCUGGACUUUGAGGUGAGCCCCCGGCUGCGACUGGUGCUGCAGGCAGAGAGUGGAGGAGCCUUUGCCUUCUCUGUGCUGACCCUGACCCUGCAAGAUGCCAAUGACAAUGCUCCCCGUUUCCUGCGGCCCCACUAUGUGGCCUUCCUGCCUGAGUCCCGGCCCUUGGAGGGGCCCUUGCUGCAGGUGGAGGCAGAUGACCUGGAUCAAGGCUCCGGAGGACAGAUCUCCUACAGUCUGGCUGCGUCCCAGCCAGCACGGGGAUUGUUCCACGUAGACCCAGCCACAGGCACUAUCACUACCACAGCCAUCUUGGACCGUGAGAUUUGGGCCGAAACACGGCUGGUACUGAUGGCCACAGACAGAGGAAGCCCAGCCCUGGUGGGCUCAGCUACUCUGACGGUGAUGGUCAUCGACACCAAUGACAACCGUCCCACCAUCCCUCAGCCCUGGGAGCUCCGAGUAUUGGAAGAUGCGUUAUUGGGCUCAGAGAUUGCACAGGUAACAGGGAAUGAUGUGGACUCAGGACCAGUGCUGUGGUAUGUGCUCAGCCCAUCUGGGCCCCAAGAUCCCUUUAGUGUUGGCCGCUAUGGAGGCCGCGUCUCUCUCACGGGCCCCCUGGAUUUUGAGCAGUGUGACCGCUACCACCUGCAGCUACUGGCACAUGAUGGGCCUCACGAGGGCCAUGCCAACCUCACGGUGCUUGUGGAGGAUGUCAAUGACAAUGCACCUGCCUUCUCACAGAGCCUCUACCAGGUGUCGCUGCUUGAGCACACACCCCCAGGUAGUGCUAUUUUCUCCGUCUCUGCCACUGACCGGGACUCAGGUGCCAACGGUCACAUCACCUACCACCUGGCUUCGCCUGCUGAGGGCUUCAGUGUUGACCCCAACAAUGGGACCCUGUUCACAACAGUGGGAACAGUGGCCUUGGGCCAUGAGGGGCCAGGAGUGGUGGAUGUGGUUCUGGAAGCACAGGACCAUGGGGCUCCAGGCCGAGCAACACAAGCCACAGUGCAUGUGCAACUGCAGGACCAGAAUGACCAUGCCCCAAGCUUUACAUUGCCGCACUACCGUGUGGCUGUGACUGAAGAUCUGCCCCCUGGCUCCACCCUGCUCACCCUGGAGGCCACAGAUGCUGACAGAAGCCGCAUCCAUGCCGUUGUGGACUACAGCAUCAUCAGUGGCAACCGUGGCCGAGUCUUCCAGUUGGAACCCCGGCUGGCUGAGGCUGGGGAGGGUGUUGGACUAGGACCCCAGGCACUGGGCUGCUUGGUGUUGCUUGAAGCUUUAGAUUUUGAAAGUCUGACACAGUACAAUCUAACUGUGGCUGCAGCCGACCGGGGGCAGCCACCCCGCAGCUCAACCGUGCCCGUCACUGUCACUGUACUAGAUGUCAAUGACAACCCUCCUGUCUUUACCCAAGCAUCCUACCGUGUGGCAGUACCCGAGGACACGCCUGUUGGAGCUGAGCUGCUACGUGUGGAGGCCUCUGAUGCUGACCCUGGCCCUCAUGGCCUUGUGCAUUUCACCGUCAGUUCAGGCGACCCACUGGGGCUCUUUGAGCUGGAUGAGAGCUCAGGCGCCUUGCGACUGGCCCACACCCUGGACUGUGAGACCCAGGCUCAACAUCAGCUUGUAGUCCAAGCUGCUGACCCCGCUGGUGCACACUUUGCUUUGGCACCAGUGACAGUCGAGGUCCAAGAUGUGAAUGACCAUGGCCCAGCUUUCCCACUGAACUUGUUCAGCACCAGCCUGGCAGAGAACCAGCCUCCAGGCACUCUGGUGACCACUCUGCAUGCGAUCGAUGGGGAUGCUGGGGCUUUUGGGAGGCUCCGCUAUAGCCUGUUGGAGGCUGGACCAGGGCCUGAGGGCCGUGAGGCAUUUGCACUGAACAGCUCAACGGGGGAGUUGCGUGCACGCGUGCCCUUUGACUAUGAGCACACAGGAAGCUUCUGGCUGCUGGUGGGUGCUGCCGAUGCUGGGAAUCUCUCAGCCUCUGUUACUGUGUCAGUGCUGGUGACUGGAGAGGAUGAAUAUGACCCCGUAUUCCUGGCUCCAGCUUUCCACUUCCAAGUGCCAGAAGGCGCCCGUCGUGGUCACAGUCUGGGUCAUGUACAGGCCACAGAUGAGGAUGGGGGUGCCGAUGGCCUUGUUCUCUAUUCCCUGGCCACCUCUUCCCCCUAUUUUGGUAUCAACCAGACUACAGGUGCCCUGUACCUGCAGGUAGAUAGUCGGGCACCAGGCAGUGGAGCAGCCACCUCCGGGGGUGGGGGCCGGACUCGGCGUGAGGCACCACGGGAGCUGAGGCUGGAGGUGGUAGCACGGGGGCCUCUGCCUGGUUCCCGAAGUGCCACAGUGCCUGUGACCGUGGAUAUCACCCACACUGCACUUGGCCUGGCACCUGACCUCAACCUGCUAUUGGUGGGAGCUGUGGCUGCCUCCUUGGGAGUUGUGGUGGUGCUUGCACUGGCAGCCCUGGUCCUAGGACUCAUUCGGGCCCGUAGCCGCAAGGCUGAGGCAGCCCCUGGCCCAAUGUCACAGGCAGCGCCCCUAGCCAGUGGCUCUCUGCAGAAGCUGGGCCGGGAGCCACCCAGUCCACCACCCUCAGAGCAUCUAUAUCACCAGACUCUUCCCAGCUAUGGUGGGCCAGGAGCUGGAGGACCCUAUCCCCGUGGUGGCUCCCUGGACCCUUCACACUCAAGUGGUCGAGGCUCAGCAGAGGCUGCGGAGGAUGACGAGAUCCGCAUGAUCAAUGAGUUCCCCCGUGUGGCCAGUGUAGCCUCCUCUCUGGCUGCCCGUGGCCCUGACUCGGGCAUCCAGCAGGAUGCAGAUGGACUGAGUGACACAUCCUGUGAGCCACCUGCCCCUGACACCUGGUAUAAGGGCCGAAAAGCAGGGCUGCUGCUUCCAGGUGCAGGAGCCACUCUGUACCGAGAGGAGGGGCCCCCAGCCACUGCCACAGCCUUCCUGGGGGGCUGUGGCCUGAGCCCUGCACCCACUGGGGACUAUGGCUUUCCAGCAGAUGGCAAACCAUGUGUGGCAGGUGCACUGACAGCCAUUGUGGCUGGCGAGGAGGAGCUCCGUGGCAGCUAUAACUGGGACUACCUGCUGAGUUGGUGCCCUCAGUUCCAGCCACUAGCCAGUGUCUUCACAGAGAUUGCUCGGCUCAAGGAUGAAGCUCGGCCGUGUCCCCCAGCUCCUCGUAUUGACCCACCACCCCUCAUCACUGCCGUGGCCCACCCAGGAGCCAAGUCUGUGCCCCCCAAGCCAGCAAGCACCACUGCAGCCCGGGCCAUCUUCCCACCAGCCUCUCACCGCUCCCCCAUCAGCCACGAGGGCUCCCUGUCCUCAGCUGCCAUGUCCCCCAGCUUCUCACCCUCUCUGUCACCUCUGGCUGCUCGCUCACCUGUUGUCUCACCAUUUGGAGUGGCCCAGGGUCCCUCAGCCUCAGCACUCAGUGCAGAGCCCGGCCUGGAGCCGCCUGAUGACACGGAGCUGCACAUCUAGCUGUGGCCCAGGCUGGGCUCUGACCUGGGAUGCGCACAGUGUCCCCAAUGCAGGCCCCAUUCUGAGCCUGCCCUGGGCAGCCUCCGACCAUGACUGGCCACGGGGAGGCCGCCACCAGCCCCCAGCUCUUCACUUCAAACUCCCCAGCCCCUUCAGAGCACUAGGAUCACAGAGGCCUAUUGGUGACUUACCUGUGGCCAGUUCCCAAUGUGGGGAGAAAUAUGAAGGAGGUGAGGGCUUACUGCCCUGUGCCAGCAUCCUGAGAUGGAGCUGAGACUUUAUUUAUUGGGGGGUGGGAAAUGGAGGAGGUCCCUCCAAUGUCUUUGGACCCAGCUCCUUUGGGUUCCACUGACACCCCUGCCCCUGCCCAGAACCAAGUGCCAAUUCUCACUCUGGAGCCUUAAUAAACUGCAGUUUGUAUCCAG